Molecule: messenger RNA, 1747 nt
Organism: Diospyros lotus (date-plum)
Lineage: Eukaryota; Viridiplantae; Streptophyta; Magnoliopsida; Ericales; Ebenaceae
Product: inositol-tetrakisphosphate 1-kinase 1
Exons: 2
Coding region: 193-1182 (329 amino acids)
Biological process (GO): inositol trisphosphate metabolic process
Cellular component (GO): cytoplasm
Molecular function (GO): ATP binding; inositol-1,3,4-trisphosphate 5-kinase activity; inositol-3,4,5,6-tetrakisphosphate 1-kinase activity
Source: RefSeq, a predicted model, not a curated record
UUUGUUGUGUUUCUCUUUCGUUCCGCUGUCCGUCUCUCCUCAGCUGCAUUGCUUGCUUCUGUUUGCUCGUUGUAUGUUCUUGUGUAUGUGUCUCUCUCUGCAUCCUUUCGGAGCCCCAAUUCUCCGAAUUUGAGAGCUGGAUUUUGGGUUUGGGUGGAAUGUUAUGAGUUUUGGAGCGUCCUGCAGAGAUUAAUGGCGGAACCGGGGAGGAGAUUCGGAGUCGGUUACGCGCUGGCGCCGAAGAAGCAGGAGAGCUUCAUUCAAGAUUCGUUGGUGAAUCUAGCGAGGGAGCGUGGGAUCGAUCUCAUUCGGAUCGACACGGAGAAGCCGCUGGUGGAUCAAGGGCCGUUUGAUUGCCUGCUGCACAAGCUGCGCGGCGAGGAUUGGAAGAGGAAGGUGGAGGAGUACGCCGCGGAGAACCCUAGUGUGCUGAUAAUCGAUUCACCGGAUGCGAUUGAGCGGCUGCACAACCGGAUUUCGAUGCUCGAGGUGGUGACGGAGUUGGAGAUUGAGACUGAGAAUGAGAGUUUCGGGAUUCCGAAGCAGGUGUUGAUUUACGAUUCGGAAACGCUCCUCGAUCCGGGGGCGUGGGGGGAGGGGCUGAACUUUCCUGUCAUUGCGAAGCCGUUGGUUGCCGACGGCAGUGCCAAGUCGCAUAAGAUGUCGCUCGUGUUCAACCAGGACGGUUUGGAAAAGCUGAAACCGCCGAUUGUGUUGCAAGAAUUCGUGAAUCAUGGUGGGGUGAUCUUUAAGGUGUAUGUGGUUGGAGACUACGUGAAAUGCGUGAAGCGGAAGUCUUUGCCGGACGUUUCGGAGGAGAAAUUGGGUUCUUUAGAGGGUUUCUUGCCCUUCUCGCAGAUUUCAAAUCUAACCACCGAAGAAAGAAAUGAUGACGAGUACUACAAGAUGAUGAAUUUGGAAGACGCGGAAAUGCCUCCAGAGAGAUUUAUUACUGAUAUUGCUCGAGGAUUGCGGCAGGCAACGAAGCUGCAUCUUUUUAACUUUGAUGUCAUUAGGGACACUAGCAUUGGGAAUAGGUACCUUGUAAUCGACAUAAACUACUUCCCUGGAUAUGCGAAAAUGCCAUCGUAUGAGACUGUUUUAACAGACUUCUUCUGGGAUAUAUUAAACAAGGAGGAGGCAGGUCCUGAUGAUCUGCCGGCCAUUAGUUGUGAAAAAUAAUCAAGGAAGUUAAUUGGAAAUAGUGACUGCGAGGGGACUGAUGCCUCCCUUCCCGUUUCACCUCUUAGCAGGGAAGAAACUGAAAACGCCAUUCAAGUCUGAUGUUUGACAAAUGCACAUCAAGAUUUGAUCCAUAGUUUUUGCUUCUUGGUCUUUUGAUGGCAGCAGCUUCUCAAGUGCGAAGGCCCUACACUCGACUUAUAGGUUGGAUUAAGCGAUGCACAUUUCUCUUAGCUAGCAGUUAGUACAGUGAAUCAGCAUGCGAGUAAAGGGCAGUUGGGCUGUUGAGAUGCUAUAUGGACGUUUAGAAGGAAAUCUGUUUUUUGAUUACUACUGUGUGAUUGUUUCUUGAUUCUUGUGGCAGAUGAUGUAUUCACUGUUGCAGAACGGAGGGAAUUUACGACUUUUGUGAUCUCAUGCAAAGCGAAGAAGGGAAUCUUGUUUCCUGAAGUAUUUAAGAUCAUUAAUGUUUUCACAUUUUUUUUUGUUUUUGUUUUUAUAAGAAGUAUACAGUUUUUAUGAAGGGCCAACCUUUUGUGUUAUAAUACAUUUGUUUUACGAAUUA